CAUAGUUAUGCGUAGCUGGAGUGUAUUAAUAAUUGCCUUCGCAUCUACGGGGAAAAAAGGAAAAAUGAUGCAACAGGCCUUGGUUCUUACUAUUCUUUUGCUACCUGUUCGCGGAUCAGAAAGCUGCAAGCUGUACGAUUAUUUGCGAGGGAAGGCUCGUGUAGAACCUGUCAAUGGACUAUACUAUCCGUACCGUUGCAACAAUGCGAGCACGUUUUGCCGCAUAAUACCCGAAUUUAGUUGUUCUCCAAAUUCACUACACGAUUUAACAACUGAAAUAAAUGGGGAUGAGUAUCUUCCAGUGAUGAUUGACCUUAAAUAUGAUGUAAAUAAUUCGUUACUCCAGGAUAACCAAAAACAUCGUUAAAAAUGACACUAUCAUCUAUUGUGUAAAUGGUAACUAUUGUUCAGAAUGUGGUGAUGCACUGGAUCCUAUAAGAGUUGUUACAUACAACAUAGGGCCAGCAUGCCAACAAUCUGUAUCCCAGCCAACAGUAUCCCUAUCGACUGCACUUCCACAGCAGCCUACAGCCUCCCUGCCAACAGCCUCGCAGCAAGCGACACCAUCAGUAUCUCAAAACGUGCAACCUGUAACAGAUGCAGGCCAACUGACCUUCAUUUCUGUUCACGUGUUAGGUUUGGUGUUUCAUGCUGGCAACAUUAUUUUGUCACUAGUGACAUUGAUGAUCCUUUGUUGUAACCGAAAGAAGAAUAAUUAAAAGUUCAUGUGGAUGUCAUCUGAAUAUUCUUUAGAAGUAGUUUCUGUUGACAUUGUAAGUGUGAUGCAUUCUAUCAGAUAUGGCACAUGUACGUACAGUGCAUUUCGUCAACAAAACUGAGUCCGACUGGUUCUGUCUCCCUUUAAAUUAUACACCAUUUUUAGCCAA
This is a messenger RNA of Geodia barretti, 887 nucleotides long. Lineage: Eukaryota; Metazoa; Porifera; Demospongiae; Tetractinellida; Geodiidae. The record is from the annotation of a GenBank genome assembly.